GAGUGGGGCUUGAUUAACUUGCGGGGCUCUACGCAACUUCCAUAGUGUGUGUAUAGGGCGAUCCGGCCCUGUUCUCAUCAAUGGGGGAGAUGUCGAUGUCGAUGGCUGUACUCGCUCUGGUCUCAGUUAUUUCGGUCAGUGUCCCCUCAGCACCUGUUGCUGCCCAGAUCAGGCUGGUGAAUGGAAAGAGUCGGUGCUCAGGUCGAGUGGAGGUGUAUCUCUCUAACCAGUGGGGAACUGUGUGUGAUGAUGGCUGGGACAUGAGUGAUGCUGAGGUGGUAUGCAGAGAGCUGGGAUGUGGCUGUGCUAUAAAUGCCCCUGGGUCAGCCUUCUAUGGUGCAGGGACUGGAUAUAUUUUGAUGGAUGAUGUUGCAUGCUCUCUAACUGAACAGUCUCUGACCCAGUGCUCCUACAAUAGCAACCCUGACUGUAAGCAUGAAGAGGAUGUAGGGGUGGCUUGUACCGCUACAGGUCCCUCCAUCUCUCUCAUCUCCUCAUACUCAACAGUCUCAGCUGGAGAAACUGUUCAGAUCAGAUGUUCUAGGAGUGCAAGCCGGUGCAAUGGCAACUUACUUCUGUACAGAAAUGGAGUCAAUGUGAAUUCAGAGGCUCUUAGUUUCCUCCAGAGCAGCGCUACGUUUACUCUGUCUAAUGUGGACUCCUCUCACCAGGGCAGUUACACAUGUGCCUACUCCUCCUCCUCUACUCAUAGCCAGUCCAUUAACAUCACUGUAGGUGAGUAAAGAGGUGUCAGCUAACCAGACACACUAUCAUAAAGUGAGGUUGGAAGCAAGUAAAGCGUAGUUAUUAAAAUGACCCUUAUGCCACCUCUGUCAACUAUGUAACACAA
Messenger RNA from Alosa alosa (allis shad), 850 nucleotides. RefSeq names its product deleted in malignant brain tumors 1 protein-like. The coding region runs from base 81 to 743 and encodes 220 amino acids. The record is from RefSeq and is a predicted model, not a curated record. Lineage: Eukaryota; Metazoa; Chordata; Actinopteri; Clupeiformes; Clupeidae. Gene Ontology annotation, cellular component: membrane. The transcript has 4 exons.